UAUAAGCAUGAUGUCAUGCGGAAAUCAGCAUACAUGUCGCUCAUCAAUCAUUAAGGACACGCCCGCUUCUGUGCAGAAGUGGGUGCGAGGUACUUUCUAAAUCAAAGCACCAUAGAUAAUUAGACAGGACAAAAGCACGGGUCUCGGAUGCACGUAAACAACCUGAACGGUUGAACUGCACCUCCACCAGUUUGAUGUUGCAUUGUGGUCUUUCUCCUCAGGAACCCUCUGAAGAAACAGCCAUUCCACCUGGACGUUACUGUCUAACAAUUAUAAAUCCCAAGCGGUUAAUUAGCCUCCGAACUACAUAUAGGCGCACCUUGGCAAGUGUGUGAUAAGACAGCUGCCGUCCCAUCCAGGACGGAGUAGUUUCUCUGCUUCUCUCGUAGUGAAACAGGUUCAAAGAAGAAUGAAUGAAAACUGAACCAACUAUUUAAGGUUGUUCCCCAAACAAAAAAACUACACAUACCUCCCACAAACGGGGAAAAACCGGAAGCGCCUUGUGUUAGUAACGUCAAAACGUAUAUGUCACGUGACUUCGGGACGUCUGUAGGUUCAUUUCUCCCAAGGGAGUAAACCACUACAUCAAGUGUUAAGUACUAGUCAGCUGAUCUCUUUAGAUCUGUGGUGUCUCUUUUGUUUGUUUUCCUGCUGACAAGAAAAGCUAAACAACUUUUAAUCUUUCAGAUCGUUCUAAAGACGUGCCUUUCGUUAAUUUUGGGAAUUGUGAUUACUGCAUUGUAUGAGGUACACACAGAAAAAAAUAUAUCCUGGCACAUGGGUUACAGCAUCAGUGCUAACUAAAUAACAAUGACUGUGGCAAUAUUUUUUGGAUGCACGUUCAUUGCCUUCGGGCCAGCAUUCGCACUCUUCGUUUUCACUAUUGCUAGGGAUCCUCUCAGAGUAAUUAUCCUCAUUGCAGGGGCAUUCUUCUGGCUUCUUUCUCUGCUGAUGUCCUCACUGGUGUGGUUUAUCACAGUGAAAGCAACUAAUCCAAAAGACCUUCAAGUACAAAAAGCCCUCUUGGUGUUUGGCGCCAUGUUCUCUGUCGUGCUGCAGGAGCUCUUUCGUUUUGCCUACUACAAACUGCUCAGGAAGGCUAAUGAAGGUCUGGCAGCCCUGAGUGAAGAUGGUCAGUCUCCCAUAUCAGUACAACAGAUGGCUUACGUGGCUGGACUAGGCUUUGGAAUUAUGAGUGGAGCUUUUUCCAUGGUCAACAUGCUGACGGUCACCCCUGGACCUGGAAACGUGGGCAUAUAUGGAGACUCACAGUACUAUUUCCUCUGUUCAGCAUUCAUGACAAUGGUAGUGACCCUACUGCAAACAUUUUGGGGUGUGCUUUUUUUCCAUGGAUGUGAAAGCAGACAGUGGUGGGAAAUUCUACUGGUUGUCGUCACCCACUUAUUAGUCUCAGGACUGACAUUUUUAAAUCCCUUGUAUGAGGGAAGUCUGCUUCCAGCUUAUGCAAUCUUGGUCAUUGUGUCAGUUUGGGCCUAUUUUAUAUCAGGUGGAUCCCUACAGAACCUUCAUAAUUUCAUAACUUGUAAGAAAAGUGACCUGAUUACAGAAGCAGUGUCCUGACUGGAUUCCUUUUAAAAGUCAUCUGCUCUGAAAGCCUCGAAAUUCUUUUGAGGGUGCAUUACAUCUGAGCUACAGAUAAGCAAGAAGUGCAUUGCAUUAUGUUCCUUACAGGCUCCAAGGUCACAUUCCAGUGCAAGCAAUAUGACCUCUUGAAGAACUCACCAGAGACUCUCAGAAGUGCUUUCUCUUUUUCCGUGUGCACUGGAGGGCAUUAUAGUGCCACUUUCUGUACUCUUUGCUGUACCACUGCAAUCUUGUGAUGUAUAUAAAUGUUAUUAUUCUGCAUCAUAUACCUCUUUCUGCUGCUAAUGAAUUUAAGCAAUACAGAAUUUGUGGCAAAGGACAUCCCAUGUUGGAGCCUUGACCAUAUUUGGUCACUAGCAAUGCGUAAUGCCGUGUGGCAAAUGACUUGUUUCUUUCUUGCCAUUAACAUUUUCCCAUCGCAGGUUAAAGUGUCAUAAUUCCACAGGAAUUAUGCGAUAUUAUUUCAGUUGCACUUGUUGAGUUUCCCUUACACUCUCUGACUGCAUCAUUCCUACUGUUAAGAAAAUGGCUAACAGCUGUUCCCAGCAGCAGAAUGGUUGCUUCUGUUCUUUUUACUCAACAUCUUCUUUCCCGCAUUUGUAAAAUAUGCUGAUCAUUGUAUGUAUUUGGAGAAUUGUUCUAGGUUUUGUCUCUAUCUUCCCACAGUGUUUAAUUCAGGACUUUACUAGUUAUUGUAUGCACUUGGAAGAUAUUGUUGUUUACUACAAGUUCAUGUUGAGUGAUUUUAUAAAAGGAAAAGAGAUUACUGUAUUUUCAAAACUGAUGCAUCUAGGGAUCAUGCCACCUUCUUCUGCCAUAAGAUCCCCACAUUCAAAUGUUUACAUUUAAAUUUUAAAAAGUAGGAAAUAAAGGCUAAGAAAUUAAUAUUUCUAAGAAUUAUCAACUGUGUAAAUGGCAAAAUGUUUCACUUAGGAUCUGCUUUUAAAUGUGCAGAGUUUGUCCAUGUCUGUUGUGCUGGCUUUCAGCAUCCAACCUAGAAGUCUGUUUCUUAUUUCUUGGUCUGUAUCUCACCCUUUUCAGACUUAUUGUCAGCCUGAUGUGCAUUGUUUUACAGGUUGUUUUAAUGACUAGAUGCUCAGUUUUCUACUGGUGUUUUUCUUAUAGCAUAGGUUUUACUUAUUAAUUAGGAAAUAUGAGAAACAACAGUAUUCCAUUUUUUUAACAUGAAAUCAAUUUUUAUCAUGGAUCAGGGGUACAGAAACAAGUCCCUGUUGUUAGCAAUUUCAUUAGAUCUUAGGAAUACAUUGUAUUCUAUGUAUUUGAUAAAGAUAAGUUCAUGCACUUUUUUUAUUUCUUACCAGUGUUCAUGGAGAUAAUUACUAACUUGUAUAACAACUCCAAAACAUACGUCAGGGUAGGUAAUUUUUUCCCGUCAUUUCAUUGGUUGACAUACAACAGGAAGCUAAGCAAAGGAUCCCUUCUUUCCCUUUGAUGUAUAUAUCAGCAGUGAAAAGCACAUUUAGUGCUAAAAUAGAAAGAAUUUUGAUGUUUAGAGAUGCAUAAAUGCAACCCACUUACAAAUGAAACUGUCAUUGUUUGGAGAUGAAUUGAUUUUAUUUAUUAGCAAUUCUGAGGCAUUUUUUUCAGUGUGUAUUCUUGGGAAAUUUAAUGCAUUAGCAUAACUAAGCAUUACUUUAUCUAAGAGUAAACAACAUAACAAAAUAAACAAUGUUGUGAAUUAAUUUUGCACAAAACAUUGCAGUGUGAAGUGGAAGGCACUUAAGUUACCCCUGCAGCGUGACAAGUCACCCAGAUUGGACUGUCAUUAGGAGUAAUCAUUCUCAAACGAUAACACAACACAUACAACACCUAGCUCAAAACUGAGAUUGUACAACACCUAGCUCAAAACUGAGAUUGUAUCCGUCUUCUUGUUGAGCAAAAAAGUGAUGAAAUAAUUUUUUUAAGGGGGAGGUCCCUGGAGCACUCCCAGUUGACCAUCAGCUGCUCAGUUACUCCACUGUUUUUUAAUUCCUGGUAUACCCCCACCUCCCGCUAUGACUGCCUUAGCAGUUGAGAAAUGGCCACCAGCAACACAAAGCUGUCCUUCUGCUUUUUUUUAGGCCCUACCCCUUUGAAUGGUAACAUCAUUUCUGAGACUAAGCAGGCAAUAAGGAGAAGUCUGUAAGGACAAGUCUGCCCUUGGCCAUAGGACAACGCUACAGCCUCUUCCUUCCCACACAUCCAGCUUAGUAUUGCUUCAACCUUCAGCCUUCAUCAGGGCUUAACAGGCAAUCUGCCCAUGACACCCCCCCCCCCAGGAUAAGCGCACCAUCCUCCUCCACUGCUUUGCCACUUUAUCCUUGGACACUUAAGUCAUACUCAGGGCUUUAUCCCUCUAUGCCAGCAAAGUCAAUAGUACAGCAAAUUGUAAUACUAAUUUCACACAGUAUUUUACAGAAAAUAGCUGAUUCACGCAUUAAUUAAGCUUCAAAAUAGUAUGCAGUUGACAUUCCUUUAAAUGACGAUUAGUCCCCAGGAUUCAUGUAAAACAUCGCACUAAAACAGUAUGCAAGAGACUUGCAUCCAAAAGAAUCCCGUUUAGUCCUGUGAUGCACUUAUUGUGCUCUACUGGUGGGGCAACAUUGAUGACCAUACAUGAUUUCACUGACACCAGAGAGAAUAUAAAAGGGCAAUGGCUCAUACAAAAGCUACGCAGUUACUCACUGGCUAUUUGGUGCUAAGCCUGCAUCUGCCAAAUUAUACUAAAUCAAUACCCCUUUGUAUGAAUUUAAUAAUUGCUAGUAAAGGAAGAAGAAAGCUCACUGUGAAGGUCAUAGGUAAAAUAAAUAUAUAUCUCGUGCACAGAUGUGGUACAGUUGACAGUAUUGCAGAUCUUGUAUUGCCUAUGAAAAGAGGGGCUUCAGCCCAUAAGAUUGAAGAUCCUUGUAGGAUUUGCAAUCUUCCACAGGAAGGGACUUUACAGCAGCAGGGUCCUUCAGAUCUUGAAAUACAACUCGGCAGUUAAGAGAUGCUCAUAAAGUGUUACAUGUGAUAUUUCAUAUUUUUAUAUGUCCUUGGUGAUUCUUAAUCUUUGGAUUUAGUUCUUUCAAGCAGGGCAGUCCUUCAUUUUCAGAAUUUGCAUAGGAGUAGUCAAUUUUUGAGUGCAAACUGAACUAUCAGUCACAGCAGAGCAGCACACGAGAUGUGCUAGCUAGCUAGCUAACAUGUCCUUCAGGCAGUUUCUGUACUGUUUUCUUCUGAAGAUGAAACAAAAUAAAACUUUAGGUAAAGAGUAGAUAAAUACUGGCUACUUAUUUUAGUCAUUUAAAGUUUCAAUUACAUUUGCAUUAUAGCAGCUCUUUUUUGGUACAACUGUUUCAGUGUAAAGUGCUUUGAGGUUAAACUAAACAAAAUAAGUCUGAA
Messenger RNA from Protopterus annectens (West African lungfish), 4989 nucleotides. RefSeq names its product gamma-secretase subunit Aph-1b-like. The record is from RefSeq and is a predicted model, not a curated record. Gene Ontology annotation, cellular component: membrane; endoplasmic reticulum; gamma-secretase complex. The transcript has 7 exons. Bases 811 to 1581 code for a protein of 256 amino acids. Lineage: Eukaryota; Metazoa; Chordata; Ceratodontiformes; Protopteridae. Gene Ontology annotation, molecular function: protein-macromolecule adaptor activity. Gene Ontology annotation, biological process: Notch receptor processing; protein processing; Notch signaling pathway.